AAUGAACAUAAGACGGUGAAAAGAAAAUCUUGAACUAAAUGUUUAAUCAAGACAAUUCAUUUCAAUCAUUCCCACUAGUGUUAUAAAGUGUAUGUGACUUAUUUCCAGAUAUUUCUGGUAUAGAGCAAUGGAAGAAAGGCAUAUCCUAACUGACCAUCUCACAGAGCACAACGCCAGAGCUGCGGGUGACUGCACGGGCACUGUCCAGUAUGACCAGGCAACAAACAUGGCCUGGAAACUACAAGAGAAUCAGACCCAAGAACUGGUCAGAACGCUGGACAGUAGCUACGACGCAGAGCACAAAAGAUUUCGGGGGAUAUGUUUAGACAAGGGCAACGCCGUGUUCACUGACACACCUGUGGCGCCCCCUGCCUUCAGGAGGCAGUUAGAUCUCUGUACUGCUAGCUACGAGAGGCCGUGUCAGCAUCCCAUGUACAAGACAUCCAACAGCCAAUACGGCCUUCAGCCCCUGCUGGCCCACACGCCCAGCGAGUUUCACGCCCGCGACAUGCAGUUCACUACUCGCCAGGCCCUGGGCGGAAUGUAUGAGGAUUAUCACCUGACCACCGAGAUGGACAAAGAGAUUGUCUGAGGUCAAACUGACACCACGAUACCCCGUGAAUCUGAGCUUAAUCUUUGACUUCGGUCUCAAGUCGUGUUAUUUCCUUCGCCAGGAUGCUUAUAUAUUUCAACUUGGGUUUUAGUUCAAUACAAUUUCAAUCAAUUUUAUAUGUCUGGGUACUUUAUAUGUGCUAGUCUAUUUUUUGAAUAGUAUUUAUAAUUAAUCUUUUUUUUUAUUUGAAAGGAUUAUAUACCACAAUGUUUAAUAGAAGGGACUU
This is a messenger RNA of Biomphalaria glabrata, 839 nucleotides long. RefSeq lists its product as uncharacterized. Gene Ontology annotation, cellular component: axonemal microtubule. Gene Ontology annotation, biological process: axoneme assembly. The transcript is spliced from 4 exons. Bases 128 to 592 code for a protein of 154 amino acids. Lineage: Eukaryota; Metazoa; Mollusca; Gastropoda; Planorbidae. The record is from RefSeq and is a predicted model, not a curated record.